AUGGUACCCUACCAUGACCCAUAUGACAGCCCUUUAGAUUAUGAAUAUCUCAAUUUUAUGAAUGAUGCAAAUCCAAGCCUUGCAGGUUUAUCCUCUGACAAUGAACUCGCUUCAUUAAUUCCUGAAUCAUCCGGUGGCAAUGAAAAUGCAAAUGCCAAUGCCAAUGCAAUUGCAAUGGCAAAUGCAAAUGCAAAUGCCAAUGCCAAUGCCACCAUUUCGGAUCCUAAUGACCCAUAUGAUGAUCCAAUGCUUUUGAAUUUUUGUUAUGGAAGUGAUAGAGGGGUAUCUCAAGAGGCUGGUUCGUCACAUCAGAAUCAGGGACAAAGUUCUUUUGGACCAAUUCCUAAUGCACCACUUCCUAAUGCGUCAUUUCCUAAUGCAUCAAUUCCUGAUGGACGAGGAAGAAGUGAAGAGAUUUUCCAUAACGGGAGGCCUAUUGCUGUUUGGCCACCUGAACCAGUACCUUUUCACUGCACUUGCUGUCAUGUUCUUAGAGAAAUAAUCCACACUGAUGGCAACUAUACUACAAAACUUGAGAUACAUGGGAGAAUUGGUAUCAUCUGUCAUGCUAUUCUUGAGAACAGGGAUCAUGCCAAGGCAGUUCAUCCUCAACAUUAUAUGUUCGAUUUCUGCAAGAAAAGCACGGAGGACGUGAAGGAUUUUCUGCAGAAGUAUUGUUAUGAUAGAAGGCAGGCAGGCUUCAUUAUGGUCCAAGAUCCACUCUCAUUCUUUUAUGAAUCCCUUUGUGUUGGAUUUGAGUGGAGUGAAGAUUUGAAUAAUGAUGACUUCUACGAUCAAUCUCCAUCAAAUUCAGGGGAACAACAAGCAACGGAUCAGACAGUGGGAGAGACUGAGACAGAGAUAAGAACGACUCGCAGCAAUCUUGCACUACAGAGGGAAAGAGCAGGAAGGUUGACGUUGGAUGACUUUAGACAAUACUUCCAUCUCCCCAUUGAAGACGCCUCUAGGAGGUUGAACUUGUGUCCUACUGUAGUGAAGAAGAUAUGCCGGAAGUUCGGGAUGAAUCGAUGGCCAUACAGAAAGAUUAAAAGCAUCCAGAGGCAAUUAACAGAUCUUCAAGUACUCUUAAAUUCGAACGACGCAGAAGAAAGGGCACGAGCACAAGCAGAAAUCCUGAGGCUUCAAGAAGAAAUGAGAAAUGCCUGUUCUGGAACCGCUGAAUGA
Molecule: messenger RNA, 1185 nt
Organism: Dovyalis caffra
Lineage: Eukaryota; Viridiplantae; Streptophyta; Magnoliopsida; Malpighiales; Salicaceae
Source: the annotation of a GenBank genome assembly